AUGGCUACGGCUGCUGCUUCUUCCCUUACAAUCGCGUCCUCCUUGUCCGAGCCCCGGACUCAGUUCCAUGCACCGAAGCGCUCGAACCUUUCUCUUCAAUACUCUGUCCCGUGUAAGGCCAAUUCAAGGAGCAAAAGACUCGUUGUAAACUCUGUUUCAUCGCCCAAAGUUGAGCUCCGUACUGGCCCCGAUGAUCUCAUUUCCUCCCUCCUCUCUAAGGUUGCGAAUAGCGAUGGAGGUGUGACACUUACCCCUGAGGAACACAAGGAAGUGGCACAAGUAGCUGGAGAGCUUCAGAAGUAUUGUGUGAGCGAGCCUGUUAAGUGCCCUCUCAUUUUCGGAGAUUGGGACGUGGUGUACUGUUCUAGACCGACCUCUCCUGGUGGAGGCUACAGAAGCGUGAUAGGCCGCCUUUUCUUCAGAACCAACGAGAUGAUUCAAGGCAUUGAUUCUCCUGAUACCGUGAGGAACAGAGUUUCCUUCACUGCUCUUGGCUUUCUUGAUGGAGAUGUCUCUUUGACAGGGAAGCUGAAAGCGUUGGACAGUGAGUGGGUUCAGGUAAUAUUCGAGCCUCCGGAACUGAAGGUGGGAUCUUUGGAGUUUAAAUACGGUUUCGAAAGCGAAGUGAAGCUUCGGAUCACAUACGUUGAUGAGAAACUUAGGUUGGGAUUAGGCUCUAGAGGAUCAUUGUUCGUCUUUAGGAGACGUCAAUAA
This is a messenger RNA of Eruca vesicaria subsp. sativa (arugula), 714 nucleotides long. The record is from the annotation of a GenBank genome assembly. Lineage: Eukaryota; Viridiplantae; Streptophyta; Magnoliopsida; Brassicales; Brassicaceae.